Messenger RNA from Penicillium vulpinum, 1557 nucleotides. Its product is annotated as putative Gamma-butyrobetaine hydroxylase subfamily. The coding region runs from base 1 to 1557 and encodes 518 amino acids. Lineage: Eukaryota; Fungi; Ascomycota; Eurotiomycetes; Eurotiales; Aspergillaceae. Gene Ontology annotation, biological process: carnitine biosynthetic process. The transcript has a single exon. The record is from RefSeq and is a predicted model, not a curated record. Gene Ontology annotation, cellular component: mitochondrion. Gene Ontology annotation, molecular function: oxidoreductase activity.
AUGCAUCGUCUCCGAACUUCAGCUACCCUCUGGCAAUUGCCACGAGCCUUGUCAUGCUCUGCCCCGCGCCGUAACUUGAUCGUCACCCCAAGUAGGUUCAACAGCACCGUAGAGGCAGACUCUCACGACAAAUUGAAUCCUGUUGCCCCGAAUAUCCAACAUCCACUGCCUAUACUACAAGAACCUAGCAACUCCAAGAGCGAUGUACAAAAUUCUACCUCCCACGAGACUAUAAGGAGAUCCUGUACGGAUGCCGUCGUUCAAAAAGUGGGUAGAAAAGAGUCGAUUUGGGCUGGAAAAGAGGAAAUGUACUUGCAUAUGGACAAAAACACAACAAUAAAACUGCCAUAUACCUACCUGCGCGAUUCAUGCCAGUGUGUGGUGUGCAAGGAUCAACACUCUAAGCAACGCUCGUUCCGCACAAGUGAUAUCCCCAAGGACAUUGCUCCAAGCCUGAUCAGUUGGGAUGGGAAAAAACUUUCAAUUAGAUGGGCCAAUGACAGUGAGGGAUCUCAGACUGCGCAUGAAUCAACUUGGGACCGUGGCUUUCUAAAAAGCCCCAUUUUCAACACUCAUCGCCAACAUCGGAGUGCUACCAGCAAGCCGAUCAUGUGGGGACGGGCUCAAAUGGACAAAACUCAACAUUGGGUGUCUUACUCGGACUAUAUUGCCGAUGAUUCCAAAUUUGCCACAGCGAUGCAGCAGUUGCAGCGUCUGGGCCUUAUUUUUGUGAAGGAUAUUCCAGACUCACGAUUGAUGGUUGAAGCUAUUGCAACACGUAUGGGACCACUACGAAACACCUUCUACGGAUCAACAUUCGAUGUCCGCACCGUUCCACAGGCGAGAAAUGUGGCAUAUACAAACCAGUUCCUUGGAUUUCACAUGGAUUUGAUGUAUAUGAACGAGCCACCGGGAUACCAACUCCUCCAUUGUCUGGAGAACUCAUGUUCGGGUGGCGAGUCGUUGUUCGCGGACACAUUUUCGGCUGCAAAACUCAUGAAUGCGCAACAUCCAAAAGAGUAUAACGUGCUUCGCGAGCAACGGUUAGGAUACGAGUAUAGGCAUGAGGACCACAUCUACUACAACGAACGACCCGUCUUUGAGCAUGAUUCCGACACAGGGGAACUACGCCACGUCAAUUACUCGCCACCCUUUCAGUCUCCUCUCCCACCACAUGACGGGAAAGGCCAUGAUGCUGAGUCUGUGAACAAACUACGAGACGCCCUUGCGAAGUUCACUUCAAUUAUUGAUAAUCCGAAGCGCAUCUUUGAACUCAAACUCAACCCAGGUGAUUGUGUUAUCUUUGACAACAGACGAAUUGUCCAUGCUCGCCGCCAAUUCAAUGCUAGCGUAGGAUCUCGCUGGCUAGCAGGCGCGUAUGUCGAUACUGAUGCUCUGCUAUCCCGCUUUGCCGUCUGUAAGCAUAAAUAUUCAUCUGUUUGGAUGAAAAAAGCUCCUAGAACGGUGGCUGAAGGUGAAUCAAUAGAGAUUGAGGGAGAACAAGAGAUUGGUCAGGUUCAUGGGGACCACACAGAUGAGGGCACAGGAAAAGAAUAA